AUGGAGGAUCCCGCCGGCGGAAAGAUUGAACGGAAUGCACAGGGAGAUGCGACUGGGCUUUUGAGCGAAGCGUGCGUCCUUUCAGCUGUGUGGCCCUACCUCGCAAAGGUAACGUCACCAGCUGAAAAGAUGGCGGCCUUGAGGACUGCAAUUAAUGUGUAUCAUUCGACCGGGUGCACGGGAUGCAUUGACAUGGCCAUGGAUGAGGGGGCUUGGGAAGUGAUUCUCGCAUUAAAGUCUGCCGAGGGACUACCGCUUCGAUUUGCCGCGCAUUGGUGUAUCGUGCCUGGCGAUGGGGAGGAGCAUCGAUUACGACAGGUUGAGCGCGCAAUCAAACUGAGCCACGAGUUCAACGCUGAAACCAGUCCGGACCUGAAGAUUGUGGGAAUCAAAAUCAUAUGUGACGGCGUCGUUGAUGCAUGUACUGCUGCCCUGUCCGAACCGUACACUUUAAAUGGACAUUUCGAAGGCCCAAUUUGGACUCCAGAGAUGCUAGAUGCCGUUGUCAAGAAAGCAUCCGAGAACGGGCUGCAAUGCGCACUGCAUGCGAUUGGAGACCAGGCUAUUCACAACGCUGUCAACGUGCUGGAGAAGUAUGGCAAACCUGGCCAGCGACAUCGUAUUGAGCAUCUUGAGCUCACUGCGCCCGAAGAUGCGAAGCGGCUUGGUCAACUGGGGAUUACUGCGAGUAUCCAACCCGUGCACGCGGAUCCAUCCAUUUUCCGUGCGUGGCCUAAGCUGCUUGGCCCUGAGCGAGUAAAGUGGGCUUUUGCAUAUUCCGAGUUUGCGCAUCACGGGGCACCUCUGGCGAUAGGUUCUGACACACCUACUGCACCACAUCCGCCAUUGCCUAAUCUCUACAUUGCGACAACACGCAAAUCAGCUCGCGAACCCGAUGGUGACGACGAGCCUAUCAACGAACACUUCAAGCUCGAGCUGGCACAAGCGGUGAUUGCGGCCACCGAGGGUGCUGCGUAUUCAAGCUUCUCCGAGGGUCGCAUUGGCAGUUUGAAGGUUGGAAACUUGGCCGAUCUGUGUGUGGUAGACAUGGAGUGGAAUGGUGAGGCGCUGCUCAAGGCGAGGGUAGCAGAGACUUGGUUUGGGGGCAAGCAGGUGUAUGCAUCUUAA
Messenger RNA from Exserohilum turcica Et28A, 1128 nucleotides. RefSeq lists its product as uncharacterized. Bases 1 to 1128 code for a protein of 375 amino acids. Gene Ontology annotation, molecular function: hydrolase activity, acting on carbon-nitrogen (but not peptide) bonds. The record is from RefSeq and is a predicted model, not a curated record. Lineage: Eukaryota; Fungi; Ascomycota; Dothideomycetes; Pleosporales; Pleosporaceae. The transcript has a single exon.